UGUAAUUCAACAGACGCCAAGCACUUUCAGUGAGUUUUCCGACGUAAAACAACCUACAGGUGACAUGGAGAAGUUUGAGGUUUUAACAGUCGGCCUUGGUGAUCCAGAAGACUUUAGCCUGAAGGGCUACGAUAUCUCAGCCAGAGCUAUAGUUGAACUGAAAGAGAGAUCUUAUCACCUGAUUUUCGUGGGUGCACCUGACGGGAAACAGGAUGAGGUUGCAGCGAAUUUACUGAAGAGUAGAACUGAUAAAAGCCAGCUGACUGUGAGGAAGUUCGUACAGAGCAAAAAGAAAUUGAAAAAUUAUUUUGUGAAGUUGUUCUUUGUAUGAUGCUCUCCAGAUCAGAAGGUUUUGGCCUGACGGCAUUGGAAGCUUUUUCUGCCGAUCUUCCCCUUCUUGUCAGUGGCAACUUAGGAUUUGGUGAAGAUGUGGGACAUAGUUCAUGCUUCUAAAAGUCGAGAGACAAGUUUCAGUACUCAGGAGACCGAAGAUGUCGACACGUCAACCGAACAACGAACAGUUGAUUCAUUACUGACUCGAAGUUCUCUUGACCAAAUCAUCCAGGAACUCCAACAGAUGCAGCUUGAUGCAAGCAAAGUUAAAAGAAGAACAGAUCUAUUAUCGGGGCUGAGGAAGAUUGCAUCAGACAAGGGCUUUAGAAUAUCUGACAAUCAAGGAUCAGGGAUUUGCAUGUUCUAUGCUCUGUCAGAACAGCUGGAAAUUGUUAAAGGAAUCAAAAUCCCAUACGGCACAUUAAGACAAACCUUGGUCCAGUACCUCAGGAGUAACCCAGAACUGCUGGAUGGAACAAAUGUUUCACUUUGUCCAUGGACACCAAACGUAGACUGAGUACUUGACAUACAAGGAACAAGAUGGCGCUUGGGGUGAUCACGUGAUUCUGUGUGCCGCAGCAAACUACUUUGAAACGCCCAUUCGUGUGGUCAGCAGUCUACCCCAUGGCAAUGAUGUGACGAAAGCAAACCACUUGUACUGGGACAUAUUCAUGAGGUGCACUAUGUCAGCCUUCAACCCGCCCAAGGUUAAAAUAGCAACCCCUUACAGUCACUUUGAUCUUCCCUAAUGAAGAGCCCGGCCUUGCUGAGUGAUUUUAUAGGCACAGAGACUAUUGAUGCAAAUUGGCCAACUGGAGCCGUCUUCGGUCUGAGUUUUCAGAUGUGAACUUAAGAGGCUUAGAUUUAAUAACAUAAGUUCUAUAAUAAUAGUUUUCCAGUGUAUCGCAUAAAGAGAAAAACAAGCCAAACGACAAAGACUGUUAGAAGAGAGACAUCCCAUCUUCAAAAGUUGUGGUUACUAGACAAGAGUGCACUACUCAGAACCAAAAAAAAAACACUAUCACCAGUGUGGAACUUUAUUUUAGGGGCUCGAACCAUGAACUCGGGACUAACAAGACAUUUUAUUGCUACGUACUAUAUAUGUAUAUACAACCGAAUAACAACCAUGUACAGUUGCAGUAAAGUAGCAAGUUAUUCAAUAUAUUGAUAUUUUACUAUUGAAAAUACGUAAUCAAGUUAAUUCUUAUACUAUAAUAGUACAUUUAAUCACGGUUUUAGUCACACUUAACGAUCAGAAUGUUUCUUUGGCUCUACUGCAGCAUGGUCUCAGCAAUGCAUGGAAUAAACAGCUCUUACAGCUAUUGGUCUAGAAUGAAGUGUUCGUUUGACCAUUGUAAGUGAGGCCCCUUACAAUGGCCAAUGGGGGUAAUACAUAUUGGAAAAACCCAGGACGUUCACUUAGCGAAUGUUUUCCCAAGGUGAUCACAUAAGUGAUAAUUUGCCUACAAGUAACACUAAAAUAUAAUGACCCUUAAACCGCCACUCCGCCCAAGGAGAGCAAUCAAAUUGACGAAGACACUUCUCCGUGAUGCUGUACAUCUGUUUAGUAAGAACUCAGAGAAGAAAUCAUAUCAAAAUGUGGUAAAAACAUACAAGAGGCACGUAUUAGUUCACAAUAGUGAAUAUCCAACCUUAUUACACGACUCGGGCAGUCAGAGGGCCAAUAACUAAAAUCAACCAAUCAAAAUGCUCUAUUGCCGGUCAA
Stylophora pistillata is the source of this 2059-nucleotide messenger RNA. RefSeq lists its product as uncharacterized. The record is from RefSeq and is a predicted model, not a curated record. NCBI's taxonomy places the organism in Eukaryota, Metazoa, Cnidaria, Anthozoa, Scleractinia, Pocilloporidae.